Messenger RNA from Candidozyma auris, 660 nucleotides. It is a transcript of the gene TIM23, whose product is annotated as protein transporter TIM23. Gene Ontology annotation, cellular component: mitochondrial inner membrane; TIM23 mitochondrial import inner membrane translocase complex. The record is from RefSeq and is a predicted model, not a curated record. The coding region runs from base 1 to 660 and encodes 219 amino acids. Gene Ontology annotation, biological process: protein import into mitochondrial matrix. Lineage: Eukaryota; Fungi; Ascomycota; Pichiomycetes; Serinales; Metschnikowiaceae. Gene Ontology annotation, molecular function: transmembrane protein transporter activity. The transcript has a single exon.
AUGUCUUGGCUUUUUGGCUCGCUGCUGGCGCCAGCACCUGCUCAAGUGAAAGAGGCUAACCUGGCCGACCCGGCGGCUGCCCGUCUCGACAAAAACGGCGUUCCCCAAACUGAAAUCGACAGAACGUCGAGCUUUCUUCAGUCGCCAUACUUCGCCGAGGCUGCUAAACUUCACCCUUUGGCCGGUUUAGAUAAGGGUGUUGAAUACUUGGACCUCGAAGAAGACAGACUUACAGAGUUGGAGGGUGCUCAAGGUGUCAUUGCCCUGAGAGACUGGAAGGACGACUUGUGUUACGGCACCGGUACAGUGUAUCUUUUGGGGCUCGGGAUUGGUGGUGCCUACGGUCUCCAAGAGGGUUUGCUGAAGAUGCCUGCCGACUCGCCUCCAAAGUUGAAACUCAACACUGUUUUGAACCACAUCACCAAGAGAGGUCCCUUUUUGGGCAACACUGCCGGUUGCUUGGCCAUGGGCUACAACAUUGUCGAUGCUUUGCUCGACCACUGGAGAGGCAAGCACGAUGACUUGAACUCUUUGACCUCGGGGGCGAUCUCGGGGGCGUUGUUGCGUUGCGCGCUGGGAGUGAAGCCCAUGGCGUAUUCGGCGGCAAUGAUGACGGGCGCUGCGGGUGCCUGGUGUGCCUUGAGAAGGGUUUUGCAAUGA